ACCACUUACUGGCACAUGUCCCCCAUUAGGGAUACAGCAAUAAGGAAAGGAAGGAAGGGAUGAGUACGUUUACUCACGUUCGUUUGCUGUACGUUAGAGCGGCAAUUCUUAUGUUGGGAUUUUCAGUGAGAUUUAAGUAAUGUGAUAUUACAAGACAAUUUGUAUGAGAACUGUAAUAAAUAAAUAAAUAAAUAUUUGAAUUUAAUUUUGAUCUGUCAAGUUCCGUGGAAGUAUUCUUAUGCGUAUUAUCAUAUUGUGAUGUGUACUUAUUGGUAAUUAUGUCAUACCGGUGAUUUGAAAUAUUGAGGUUAAGAAAUAUUAAAAUUUUAACGUGACAUACGAAUGACAACAUGGAAAAUCAAGCACAAACACCUCUUAAAAUCAAUAAUCCAGCUCCCACAGUUGAGCAAAUCAAUGCCGACCGUAUUACUCAGUUGGCAAAUAAAUAUUGGGCUCCUCACACUACGGAAACGCAUCAUCCCUUUAAUCGGCAAAUCGUUGAAGAUAUUUACAUCCAAGAAAUAUGUGCUUCCAAGUUCUCUAUCCGACGUAUUAUGAUGUUGGAAUUCAGUCAGUACCUGGAAAAUUAUCUUUGGCCAAAUUAUGAAACAGAGACUGCAACUCGUGCCCAUACAAUGUCUAUAGUUGUCAUGGUCAAUGAAAAGUUUCGUGAACGCGUACAAGUUUGGGAAGCGUUUGAGAAAAAUCCAACUCACUUCCCUGGAUUUUUUCAACGCGUGUUGGAAGCUUCUCUAGAAGAGAGCAUCUUGGAUUUUGACUUGAAGGAACAGACAGCAUUGAUUGUCUUCUUGAAUCACUGUUUCAAUUCGAUGGAAGUAGCCCUUGUUAGAGAGGAAGUUAAAAGACUAGUCUCUUUGUCUAUGUGGGUCUCUCUGCAGCAAGGACGUAGAGAACUUGAGUUCAGAAAGUAUCCUAAAUGGAGAAAGUAUUGGAAGGUUAUAAGAAAAAAAGAUAAUCCUGAGCACAAGGAAAAAUUAGAAUGGGAACGAAGAUUUCUUCAGCGGCUCAUGGUCAAGUUUAUGACUAUUCUGGAAACGAUACCUGCUGAAGGUAAUAUAUUCCCAGACAAAGUGCGUUACUGCGAAAGGUUCCUGGAACUGGUCAUCGAUCUAGAGGCUCUGCUACCAACCCGACGAUUCUUCAAUACUGUAAUGGAUGAUUGCCACUUGGUUGUACGUUGUCAACUAUCCAAUUUGCUUCAUAGGCCAGAAGGAGGACUGUUUGGUCAACUUCUAGAGAUGCUCAAAUUUUACGCACGUUUUGAGAUCAGUGAAGAGACAGGUGAUCCACUUACGGAUCACGACAUGACUCAGCUUCACUACACGAAGAUCACGUCCCUUCAGAAAGCUGUGUUCGCCAAGUUUCCUGACCUACGUGGAUUCGCUUUGGCCAACGUCGCAAGCGUCGACACCAGGGAGGCACUCUUUAAGCACUUUGGAUCGCUCGGGCAGGAGAGAUUGAGAUCAAUAGCCAGCUAUCUGAACCUGGUGCCACCGGAAGAACGUGAGAAGGAUGAAAAUUGGUAUAGACUGGAUUUGGAUUUUCUUCGGGAGUUAUUGAUUUCAAGGCACGAGCGACGAGCUUCUCAGUUGGAGGAACUUAAUGAAAUGCCACUUUAUCCUACUGAAGAAGUUAUAUGGAAUGAGAGCAUAGUACCCACCGAGUAUUUUUCCGGCGAGGGAUGUUUGGCCUUACCGAAGUUGAAUUUGCAAUUUCUUACUCUUCAUGACUAUCUACUAAGAAACUUUAAUCUCUUUCGAUUGGAAUCUACGUAUGAAAUUCGGCAGGAUAUAGAGGAUGCUGUUAGUCGUUUGAGUCCUUGGAGGGCCGAAGAUAGUGGCGUUUAUUUCGGUGGCUGGGCGAGGAUGGCUCAGCCAAUAACGCAAUUCGCAGUGGUCGAGGUAGCUAAGCCAAACAUUGGCGAAAAGCGUCCAUCUAGAGUGCGUGCUGACGUCACAAUAAAUCUGAGUGUCCGGCGUGAAAUAAAAUCUGAAUGGGAAAAUUUAAGGAAGCAUGACGUUUGUUUCUUGAUCACAGUCAACCCUGAAAGUCCCAUAGGCACUAAGUACAGUCACAAGCUACCCUUUGUACCACAAGUUGGUCUUACGACUGUCAGAGGAUGUGAAAUUGAGGGCAUGCUGGACUCGAAUGGUCGCGUAAUUGAAGACGGGCCUGAGCCGAGACCAAUUUUGCCUGGUGAUUCAAGAACUUACAGAGUCUGGCUUGACUCAAAUCAGUAUCGUAUUGACAUGGACAACGCUAGUCACGGUAGUGAGGAUGUUUAUGAAGGAUUCAAUGUGAUCAUGAGAAGAAAACCAAAAGAAAAUAAUUUUAAAGCAGUUCUCGAGACAAUCAGAGAACUCAUGAACACAGAAUGCGUCGUACCUGACUGGUUGCAUAAUAUUAUAUUGGGUUAUGGGGAUCCUGGCGCUGCAAGAUACUUUAGGAUGCCGGAUGAAAUUCCAACCAUGGACUUUAACGACACGUUUUUGGAUAUCGAUCACUUAAAAUCCAGCUUUCCAGGAUACGAGAUUAAAGUUUCAACUGAUGAUUCAGAGAAACUUGUGCGACCUUUCAGGUUGACCUUUGAAGAUGUCAUUAAUAAACAUAAUGAUGAGCCUGUAAAGAAAGUCAUAAGAGUAGAACCUCACGUGCCUCCAAGUAGGGGACCUUACAAAGCAAAUGAACCUAAAAAAAAUCAAAUUCCAUUCACGCCUACGCAAGUUGAAGCCAUUCGCGCUGGUAUGCAACCCGGCUUGACUCUAGUAGUUGGUCCUCCGGGAACUGGUAAAACUGAUGUGGCAGUUCAAAUAAUUUCAAAUCUGUAUCACAAUUUUCCAAAUCAAAGGACACUCAUUGUCACUCAUUCGAAUCAGGCUCUUAAUCAACUCUUCGAAAAGAUCAUGGCUUUGGACAUUGAUGAGAGACAUUUAUUGCGUCUUGGUCACGGAGAAGAGGCUCUAGAGACCGAGAAGGAUUUCAGUAGAUACGGUAGAGUCAACUACGUCCUGGCUAAACGUUUGGAUUUACUUAUGGAAGUCCAGAGAUUACAGGAGUCAUUAAACGUCAAGGGUGACGUAGCUUAUACUUGCGAAACGGCUGGACACUUUUUCAUGUAUCAGGUUAUGACACGUUGGGACAGAUUUGAAGCCAGAAUAAAACAACGUCUUGCUGGAAAAAAUCCACCCAGUGAAUCACUUAUCUCGGAUGAAUUUCCAUUUCAUAAAUUCUUCGACAACGCACCACAGCCACUCUUCAAGCAGAAGUGUAUUAAGGAUGACCUAGAAGUGGCUCGCAGCUGCUUUCGAUACAUAGAAAGAAUAUUCACUCAGUUAGAGGAAUUCCGUGCGUUUGAAUUGCUUAGGUCGGGUCUAGAUAGAUCAAAGUAUUUAUUGGUAAAGGAAGCAAAGGUUAUCGCAAUGACCUGUACGCACGCAGCGCUCAAGAGACGAGAACUCGUAGAUAUGGGAUUCAAAUAUGAUAAUAUACUCAUGGAAGAGUCCGCGCAGAUCCUUGAAAUUGAGACUUUCAUACCACUUCUAUUGCAAAAUCCUCAGGAUGGAUAUAAUCGGUUAAAGCGAUGGAUCAUGAUUGGUGACCAUCAUCAGUUACCACCGGUUAUAAAGAAUAUGGCCUUUCAGAAAUACUCGAAUAUGGAGCAAUCUCUUUUUGCUAGAUUCGUUAGAUUAGGAGUGCCUACGGUGGAUCUGGAUGGUCAGGGUCGUGCCAGACCGAGCAUCUGCAAUCUUUAUAAUUGGCGAUACAAGAAGCUUGGUAAUUUAUUGCACGUGGAACGUAGUCCCGAGUAUCUCGUUGCUAAUGCUGGAUUUCUUUAUGACUUUCAACUUAUUAAUGUCGAGGAUUUUAAUGGAGUUGGAGAGAGCGAGCCUAGCGCUUACUUCUAUCAGAAUCUGGCAGAGGCUGAGUACUGUGUUGCCGUUUUUAUGUAUAUGAGGCUUCUUGGAUAUGCAGCGGACAAAAUUAGUAUUCUUACCACAUAUAAUGGUCAGAAGCAUCUUAUACGAGAUGUCAUUAAUAUUAGAUGUGCUAAUAAUCCAUUAAUUGGUCGACCAAAUAAAGUGACGACUGUUGACAAGUAUCAAGGUCAACAGAAUGAUUAUAUCUUGUUGUCCCUGGUAAAAACCCGCGCCGUCGGACACUUGAGGGACGCCCGGCGUCUUGUGGUCGCAAUGUCUCGUGCACGUUUAGGUCUCUAUGUAUUCGCACGUGUCUCCCUGUUUAAAAAUUGCUUUGAGUUGACUCCAGCAUUCGAUCAGUUAAUGAGGCGUCCUUUAAAGCUGCAACUUCUACCCCAGGAAGUGUACCCUACGGACAGACCCUACGAUGCAGCACCUUCUAGUCCUCCCAUGGAAAUUGAAGAUAUGCCUCAUAUGGCUAAGUUCGUCUACGAUUAUUAUAUGGAUAAAGUAAAUGGAAUGAAGGUACAGCUACAUGAGAAUCAGAAAGAAUGGCAAGAGCCAGGAACCAUGCAGACACCUGUGAGUCCAACGGACAGAACACAUCCUGCCCAUCCUGGAGCCGAUGACGACACAGAUGACGAGGAUAUGGAACAACCGGAAAUCGAACCUGCGAAGACCGAGGAAAAGCCUAAAGGAACGGCGUUGGAACCUAUAAAGAAUCUACUGGAGGAUUCGAUGGAAGAUGGACAAUAGUAUCUAUCUUAAUGAAUGAGAUGAGUGAAGACUAAUUCUACGGAGCGUGAUAAAAAAUUGUGUAUACGUUGGAUCAUUCGAUAAAACCUAUAUCGUUGAUCAAUGUUCGUAAUAAAACUUUUUCACUUAUUAUAAUA
Cephus cinctus (wheat stem sawfly) is the source of this 4831-nucleotide messenger RNA. Its product is annotated as RNA helicase aquarius. Gene Ontology annotation, molecular function: mRNA binding; helicase activity. Gene Ontology annotation, cellular component: catalytic step 2 spliceosome. The transcript is spliced from 15 exons. Bases 351 to 4694 code for a protein of 1447 amino acids. Gene Ontology annotation, biological process: mRNA splicing, via spliceosome. The record is from RefSeq and is a predicted model, not a curated record. NCBI's taxonomy places the organism in Eukaryota, Metazoa, Arthropoda, Insecta, Hymenoptera, Cephidae.